Molecule: messenger RNA, 5201 nt
Organism: Polyodon spathula (Mississippi paddlefish)
Lineage: Eukaryota; Metazoa; Chordata; Actinopteri; Acipenseriformes; Polyodontidae
Exons: 30
Coding region: 1-4953 (1650 amino acids)
Molecular function (GO): protein-containing complex binding
Source: RefSeq, a predicted model, not a curated record
AUGGGGUUUGAGGAACUGUAUGACAUUGAGGAGGAAGAGGUCGAGGUUGUUGUUGACGAACAACCUGGGUUACCAGUUUUCUCUCCGAAAACGCGCAUGGUCUCCUUUGAUUCAGCUGAGCCUGGGAUGUUGGGCUUUAAAUACUUUCUAGAUGCUAUCUACAUAUUGAAUAUUAUCUCCCGCUUCUAUAUUGGGUUUGAAUCCCAAGGAGUGGUGAUCAUGGAUAAAAAGCAGCUCCAGAAACGUUACCUGCAGGGCUGGUUUACUGUGGAUCUGUUUGCUAUCUUCCCCUUUGAGUUUGUGAUUUUGACAUAUCCUGAAAAAGAUAUUUGGGUUUUGCUAUCUUACUGUCGACUGAACCGGAUAGUAAAGGUCGUCCGGCUGUUCAGCUUUAUAUUCUUCAUAAUGUUCACUGCUUUGGGUGUCUUGGUUGGAGUCAUCAUGACUGGGAUGAGUUCCAUCAUCACAAACCUGGAUGCGCGGAGAGGCAGGUUCUACCACCGACUUUAUUCCAUCAAAUUAAACAUGAAAGACAUUGACUUGCCGCCAGAAGUGCAGACAUGGGUAGAAAAAUAUUAUGUUUAUCUAUGGAAGCAUCGCAAAGGAACCAUCAUUGCUGGGUUACUAGAUGACCUUCCAUUCUCAAUCCACUCAGAAAUAUCGUUGGCAUGUAAUCAGAUGUUGUUGAAAAAGUCUACCUUGUUCCGUGGUACUGAUGAAGGCUUCAAGAGAGCUUUGUCAGUUUCAAUCAAUCCAUAUACCUACAGUGCUGGGCAGAUUCUGGCUAAGCGUGGUGAAUCAAAUCAGUCUAUGUACUAUCUUGAACAUGGACUUGUGCAGGCCAUUGAAGACAAUGCUGAGAAAAUAGCUACUGUACUGCCAGGAUCUCUUAUUGGAGAGAUAUAUUUAAUGUACAAAAUUCCCAGGAAUGUUACAAUUUGUGCUGCAACGCUGUGCGAGAUUUAUGUAUUGCAUCAAAAGGAUCUGCUUAAUUUAUUUGCUGAUUUUCCAGACGCUGGUGUUAAAAUAGCACAAACAGCUAGGAACAGAUUGCAAAACAUAGCCAUCCCAAUCAAGGACGCAUUUGAUGUAGGAGCUGCAUCUAAUCCUCAGAAUGUGCCUUUUUGGAUGAAAACACUACGACCUGAUUCCAAGUAUAUACAAUUUUGGGAGGUCUUUUUACUCUGUAGCCUCACAGUUGCGGUUUUCCUUGAAGUAUGGGUGGUGUUAUUUACCUUCAACGAGGAUAGCUUAGGUUUCAAUAACAGUGGUUUUGGUGCAUCAUUGCAUGCAGUAGCUUACAUUAUUGAUUUAGUAGCUGUUGUGGACAUUGUCAUCAAUCUUCGAACACAAGUCGUGUCUAAGAAUGGCAACCAAUCAGACUUUAAAAGCAUUUACAAGAACUACCAGAGGACUUGGAAUCUGUAUUAUGAUGUGGCAGCAGUUUUACCUACAGAUAUGUUCACAUAUGCUGAAGAAGAGCAUUUACGCUGGUCUUAUUUGGGAUUGUUCAGAAUUAACAGGCUUGUUUGGCUCCGAAAGGUGUAUUUAUUUUAUGUAAAAAGAGAAAAUGAUCUUGAGAAGAACUUGUUACGGUACAGGGCGUUAAAAUGUGUGUUCAUGUUAACGUUCUCCAUUCAUACCUGUGCAGGAUUGUUUUACCUUGCCGGCUGCUUUAAACAUAAGGUAGGAUUUCAGAACCGUCUUGUGGCAAUGACAUAUUUUAUGGAAUCCCAUGAUCUAAGUCAGUCCCUGCAGCAGAGAGUAAUUCAGUACAUGAGCCUGCUUUGGGAAAAGUACCAUGGGCAGGCAUAUCCUGGAGGUCCUUUUCUGAUGUAUGACCUGCCAACUGAACUUCAGCAGAUUGUGCUCCUGAAGGAACGAGGAAAACUUCUGUCCAAGCUUCCUUUUUUCUACAAUACUGGAUCUUUAUUUAUUCGUGAACUUGCAACAACUUCUAUCAUGUACUUCUACCCAAAAGGAGAGAUUAUCCAGUACAGUGAAACUAUUAGUCAGGAGCUGUUUUGCAUACGGAGGGGAUGCUGCCAGAUUUUGAGUGAUGAUCUCAAUUAUGUUUACGGUGUCUAUACAGAAGGGAUGUACUUUGGAGAGGCAGGCUUUCUCUUUGGCAAACCAGCGACUAUGACUUUGCGAGCAAAGACAUAUUGUGAAGUUUUAGUAAUUAACUUUGACAGAUCACAUAAAGUCUUUGAUAAAUAUCCUGCAAUAAGAAGGACCCUGAGAGGAAAACUUAGUUUAUUUUUCUUUAUGACACUUCCUGAAGUAUUUCUGAUGACGAGUGCCAUACUGCCAAGUAACCGACUGUACAUCAGAUGGGAGAUUUUCCGGAUAUUUCUGGCUUUAACAGUCAGCAUUUUUACCUCUACCCUGAUUAGUUUCCUCCAUUUUAAGAGAGAGCUCUGGUUUACCUGUUACAUCCUCGGGGGUUUCUGCUGGCUGGACAUGUAUGUACGGUUACAUGUGGCGUUCUACAAAGACAACAAGCUCAAAGUAGAUACACUAGAGACAGCUAGACAUUAUGUAAGGACAAGUUUUCUACUAGACCUGGUCAGCUGCUUUCCUUUUGAGGUGUUUGCUUGGACGGUAGUGUCACCAUUUGAUGAGUCUGGUAACUUUUACACCAAUUACAAGGCAAUGCAUCUCUAUGCCUACCUUAGGGUACCUCAUAUUUUACAGCUAUACCGCAUACCACUUGCAUACAACUACUGGCAGAUGGCAAUCGCCACAGAGAAGCUGGUAGUUACUUUUCUACAAUUCUUCUUAUACAUGAUACUCUUCAUCCAUUUCUCCACCUGCCUGAUUUAUGCAGUACCCUGUGGUCCAGUAUUAAACAUCAACAUCAUUGAAAAUGACACAAAUAAUAUUUUUAAACACCUUUGUGAUAAUAAGUCCUGGGUGAUGCAGCUGAGAGAAACAUUUGGAACCGAUCACUGUAAGUACAGUAGCUGUUACAUCCUGUCCCUUUCAACUAAAUUGUCCUUUAAGGAAAUAUAUACAAUAAGUAUGUAUUUUUCAACAACAACCAUUUUCAAUGUUGGAUAUGGAGAUCUUUGUUCUCAUACUUUUAAAAUGGACAUUGCUCUUUUUACUUUAAUGGUGUUAGGAUCUCUCUACUUUGGUUGGAUGGUUGGUACUGUCACAUCUAUCCUUGCCAAUGCAGACGCUGCCAGAGCAGUAUAUACAGAGAAAUUGGACUCUAUAAAACACUUUUUAAAGAGUCAGAAGAUUACUGGCACUAUAGCUGACAGUGUUCAGAAAUUUUAUUCCUUCAAGUGGAUCAAAACAAAAGGUGUAGAUCCAGAAACUCUCUUUGAGUACCUGCCGUCUUCCCUUCUUGGAGAUAUUUCAACUAUUAUCUACUCGGAUGUAAUUGCAAAGGCAUUUGGACUGAAUAUCAAGACAAAGAAAACAAAAGAAUGUUCCUCCCAUGUCCUAACUCCACUUGAACGGAGGUUAUCAGGAAAACUUGAUGGGCCAAUUUUUGAAAAGACACUUAGCAAAGAGAGUCUGGAGAAACUGGAAACAGAUGGAGGAUUUAUCCGUAUGCUAGCAACGAAGAUUCGGCCUUGUGUUUUUAGAGCAAAUGACAUUAUUUGCAAGAGGAAUGACUAUGGAUCGGAGAUGUUUUUCAUAGAAAAAGGAGAGGUGGAUGUGCUGUCUCAGGAUGAGAGAAGUGUAAUGGUGACUCUGAAAGCUGGGCAGUACUUUGGAGAAGGAAGCCUGCUUUUCUCAGAGCCACGAAGCACUUCUAUCAGGGCUUCUACAAAUUGUGAUAUGUAUGUUUUGGACAAGAAGGAUUUGGAUAGUACUGUGAAAUAUUAUCCCGACAUCUGCCAGGAAAUCAGGGAUUCUGCCAUUGCUAAACGGGAGCAUUUGUUAAAACUUAAAGCCCACCAACUGCAGAUCAGUAAGAUGGAGACAGUCAAAAACGGAGACAAGUUUGAUGCCGGUAACAUAUCAUUUCAAUUUCAUUUUUUGUGUUUAGUUAAUCAGAUGUACUUGAAAUACAUGGCAGAACAGGAACUGAAAUCUAAAUAUGUUGCUCUACCAUUGAUUGUUCGAAUGCGGACAGCUUUCUGCAAGUUUUAUAAUGAUUCAUUGAAGAAGAUAAUCCAGCUACACAACAUGACAAUUGAUCCUGAAAAAACUUUGCGAAUCAUUUUGCAGUAUACCUCCUGCUUGUUUGUCAUUAUCUCCUUUUGGACAAUCACCUACAUGAUUUUCUUGAAGUUUCACAUUUGUUAUUGUGAUGCAAAUGGGACGUACAUCUGCGAUUAUCAAUCAGUAUCUAAGUACUACUUGAAGAGAAAAGCCGGAUUUGUUUUUGAUAUGUUCUGCUCGUUCCCUUUUGCAUUGAUUGUCUUAUUACAAAAUGAUUCAAGCGUUAACCUCUUUGAUUAUCACAUGUCACACAUCCGUCUGUUUCAUUGCCUACGGCUGUUCAAUGUUUUCUUUUUUAUUCGAGAGGAAGAAGAGAGGAUCACAACUAAUAAAACAUAUCAGAAAUGUAACGUUUUUCGCAUACUUUUGUUACUAAAGCAUUACUGUUUUACAGGUCACACUGAUGAAUUAGCCAGUGUCUACAUUUAUGCCAUUUACUGGGCAACAGCAACUUUCACAACAACAGGUUAUGGUGAUAUCCGGGCUGUUACGUAUCCUGAGAUAUGGUUUUGUAUUCUUGUUAUGCUACUCUCCAAAACUUUAGUGGGUUACAACAUAGGAAUUAUUUCCUCCACGCAGACAAACAAAAAUUCCCUCCAGGUGUCCUAUGAAGAGAAAUUACAGGUAAUUAGUCAAAGUUCUUGGAACAUUUUCACAACUAAAAUUCUAAAUUCUUACUAUCUUAAAUAUACUCACACUAACAUGCAACGGGUAUCAGAAUUGUGCCCUAGGUUAAUUGAAAUGUUUCCCUGUUCUAUUUCAGACUAUUAAAAACUAUAUGGAAGAAGAAAACAUCCCGCCAUCUUUACAGCAGCGUGUAAUGCAGUUCUACAAUUAUCGAUGGGCACGUACCAGAGGCGUGGAUUUUGAUUUGCUUUUCAGCGACACUCCCAGCUGUAUGAAAACUGAACUUUUUGCCAGGAUUGCCGUAAAUUUAAUGAAGAAGCAGAGAAUGUUCACCCACCUGUCAGACACCUUUCUUCGCCAUAUGUCGACCAAAAUGAAACUGAAGAGCUAUA